Molecule: messenger RNA, 1310 nt
Organism: Pogonomyrmex barbatus (red harvester ant)
Lineage: Eukaryota; Metazoa; Arthropoda; Insecta; Hymenoptera; Formicidae
Gene: mRpS16
Product: mitochondrial ribosomal protein S16
Biological process (GO): mitochondrial translation
Cellular component (GO): ribosome; mitochondrial small ribosomal subunit
Molecular function (GO): structural constituent of ribosome
Source: RefSeq, a predicted model, not a curated record
AAAUUUUUUUAUGUGUCACGGCUCUUUCUCUGCUGAAUGCAGCCAUUGGUUGAUAUUUUCUAACCUAAUCUAUGUACUACUUUAUCGAGGAGUUGUGUUAAAUAGCUUUUUUUUAUAGCUGAAUAUACUUCUGUGCUUAUAGGAAAAUAAAAAAAAAUCAUCGCUUAUAAUAAGUUAUUGUAUGAAAGUUAUGAUUAUUUUUAAUAUCAAGAAAUAUGCCUCGAUUGCCUCGAUUAUCUCUGCAUCCUUCAUCUGGGACAGGUAUUAUUACGCCGUUCAGUAAGGCAAUACGGUUUGUUCGUUAUGGUUGCACUAAUAGACCAUUCUAUCAUAUCGUGGUAAUAGAUGUAAAAAAGCAGCAGAAAAGACCACCAAUAGAACAAGUUGGUGUCUAUGAUCCCAUUCCAAAUGUGCACAAUGAAAAAUUAAUAUCUUUUAAUUUUGAAAGAUUACAAUAUUGGAUUGCUAAAGGAGCACAGAUAUCUGUACCUGUUGCAGAUAUAUUAGGACUUGCUGGGUUUUUACCUGUUCAUCCAAGAGCAUAUAUGAGAGCAUGGAGAAAUCGCAGAAUUAUAAAAGCAACUGCUGCUGAAGAAAGUAUAUGUCAAGCGCAAACGUCUAAAAUAUAAUUCUUGCAUGUAGCAAUUUUUGUUUUGUACAAUAUUCAUAACAUAUUAAUAAAAUUAUUGUGAAGUAGUUAAAAACUAUAUAUAGUGUAAUCCAUUGUCUACAGUGGGCAGUAGCAAUAGUGGAGUUGUAAGCUGUAAGAAAUUAAUCACAGUUGAUAAUCCGUCUCACACUCGACUGUGAUUGAUCAAUUUCUUACAGCUUAGAGUCAUCCACUAUUGCUACUGCUCAUUGUAGACCAUGUGUAAUAAAAAAAUGUCUAAAUGUAAAUAUAGUAAUGUUUAAACUAUCUUAGUUAAAGUUUAAACUAUUUUAAUUAAUAAGUUACAGAUUUAAAUUUUUACUAUAGUAUUAUUUAUGAUGUCAUAGGGAAGAAAUGACAUGGAAUAAUAAUUUCCUUGCGAUGUAUAGCAUUAUUUUUUAGAAAAAAAACUAAAAGAUAAAACUAUAAAAAUAUUUUACUGAAAUUGACCCCAUUUAUUCCAUCAAUAUAUGCAGUUUUCGGUAGAUUUUAUAAUAUAUAAAAAUUCAAAAAAUUUCAAUAGUACUUUCUUUAUAUUUCAAUGGUAACUUCAAAAAUUAAAAUUUCAAUAGUAACUUUCUUUAUAUUUCACAAUAUUACCUUGAAUGUAUAAUACGUUAUGAACUCGAUGAAGAAUGAAAUAAAAAUUAUUGAAAAAUUA